AUGUCCAGCAUCUUGCAGUGGGUCGCGGAGAUAGAAAUUCACAGAAUCGGAGUGAGUCAAUCUUCUCCAGUGAAAUGGGAGUUCCUGACUGGUGAAGUUCACUUCACUAAGCCCACGUAUGAUGCAUCGCGAUGUCUUUCCGGCACGUUCCUCGAUCCAAUACCCGAGUACUUUCGAGACCGUACGUUACUGGCCAACGCGGGCGCCCAAAGUGGCGGCACAGAGGGCAGCUCAUCAAAGAUAAAACCGGAUAACGCUGGACCAUCGGCUGUACUCAUUGGGGAUGCAACAUCACAAUCUUUUGAUGCCUCACGUGCCUUGCGGUGUCGAUAUGGCCAGUCUUGUUACGACCCGCACCCAAUACGGAACGGAACCGCCCUUUCCCCAGCAACCUCGACUUCUGUGACCUGUAAUCCUGAGGACGAUGAGCGUUGUACAUUCGGAGGCGAGACAGACAAUUGGAUCAACACAUUCCAAACGCAAGCGGUGGCUAGUGCGGUGAUGCGCCUAGUGCCAACAAAGUCAUGCCAGUGGGUCGUGCAAGACAUGGACCGGUCGAAUAUGGACGAUGACAUGCCCAGGACUCGAGGAACAGCACAGAACAGAAAAGUAUGGUGGAGAAAUGACGUUCUAAUAGCAUUGGGUCUUCAAUCAGCCAUCUACAUGAGGUGGCCGCAGGGCCACUCUCACGGAUGUCAUCACUUUGUCAAAACCUUGGCCCUCCUGAGCUGGGGGGCUGAAACUGGGUCAAUCGAGAUUGAAGGAAAGAUGAAGCCCUUUGCCCAAUGUGGUAACAUCGACCAUCGGUGCUAUCGCACAGGUUUCUCAAACUCUGGGUAUCACGGCACGUAA
Messenger RNA from Suillus fuscotomentosus, 852 nucleotides. RefSeq lists its product as uncharacterized. The record is from RefSeq and is a predicted model, not a curated record. NCBI's taxonomy places the organism in Eukaryota, Fungi, Basidiomycota, Agaricomycetes, Boletales, Suillaceae. The transcript has 9 exons. The coding region runs from base 1 to 852 and encodes 283 amino acids.